AGGAAGGAAAGGAAUCAUUAGAUUCACUGCGAAUUUGCAGCAGGAGUGGUUGGGAAAGUGUACAAAAGAAUCAAGGCCAAGUUGCUAAAAGAUAAGUGUGGAUUAUUAGUCUUUUGAUAAGUAAAGAUGUGGAUUACUAUAUAAGGGUUAAUCAGGCAAAUAUAAUACCUACAUCCUCCAUACAUCAGUGACAGGCUGUGUUGUUAGAAAUCCUACACAAGUCCCAAAGAUCUGCUUCCCCUUUAUUAUAUUGUUUCUUCGUUUAGCCUUAGCCUUUUCUCCUUGGCACUUAAAUACUGUUUUGACGACAGCAUUUUGCUGAAUGUCUGCCCCACAACCCCAAUCGUCUUCAAUCUUCAUUGAGGCCCAUUGCUUUCUACCUCAACUUGACGUGAAUCAGAUCAGUUUCAGCUUCAGCAGUCUGUCCAACUCCCAGCUGUGCAUGAAGGGCCAACUGGGCUGACCGGCUUUUAAUGUCUCUACAAAACUCUUAACUGUCACAGCUUCCAAGCAAGAAAACUGCGUCCACACUCCACUGUGAAGUGUAAACCACCCCACCUUCGCUAAAGAUCAGACCCCUUCUCUCAGUGACGAAACAGAGAGCUCCUCAUGAUGGUCCGUUGUUUGCUUCUGCUACCACUUGUUCUAACAUGGAGCUUGCUGUCCCAGUCCACCCACCAGUUGCAGCCAUCACAGAGACAGGUGCUUCUUCAGCUGAGGAAGCAUUUGGAGUACCCAACUCAGCUCGAAGCUUGGAACACUCCUGGAGCUGAUCUCUGCUACUCGACGCCAUCGAGGAUGGUCAACAUCUCAUGCCAGGACAAUUUCGUCACUGAGCUCACAAUCAUGGGGGAUAAGCCAUCAUCCAACUCCAACCAGACCUUGUCUUCUACCUUCUCCAUGGACUCCUUUGUCGCCACUCUCGCCAGGCUAACCAGCUUGAGGGUCCUUAGCCUCGUCUCCUUGGGCAUUUGGGGUCCUCUCCCGGACAAAAUCCACAGGCUGUCUUCACUCCAACACCUCGAUUUAAGCUCCAACCAUCUCUUCGGCAUUCUUCCACCCAAGAUCUCGACUAUGGUAAAGCUUCAAACUUUAAUUCUCGACGACAAUUUCUUCAACCAUACGGCACUAUCCACCUCCUUAUUUGAUCCCCCGCUCUCCAAUCUCACGGUUUUGAGCUUGAGGAACAAUAAAUUCAGGGGUCUGUUGUUAGGGAACAGCCUUGAAGCUUUAACCAAGCUUCAAGUGCUGGAUUUGAGUGUUAACAGCUUCGAUUCUGAUCUGCCGUUGCUGCCCAAGGGAAUACUUAUGGCCAUUUUGAGCAACAACUCGUUUCAAGGCAAGAUUCCCCGGCAGUACAGCCAGCUGACUCAGCUUCAGCACCUUGAUGUGUCCUUCAACGAGAUAGUUGGAGAGGUUCCUGCUUCUGUUGUUUCACUGUCGAACAUCCGGUUCCUGAACUUGGGAUCAAACAUGCUGAGUGGUCCCAUCCCAAACAGUCUUAGAUGUGGACAAAACCUUCAAUUUGUGGACAUCUCGAAUAACAGGUUAACUGGUGGAUUGCCUUCUUCUUCUUGCUUGGUAACUACUGGUUCGGAGAAGAGUAGAUUGGUGAAGCUUGGUGGGAAUUGCUUGUCCAGUUCCUUGGAUCGCCAACAAUAUCCACAAUCGUAUUGCAUGGAGCUUCCAGUUGCUGUGGCCAGGGAGCAAUCUCAAGGGAGAAGAAGUAGAAGCGUGGGAGUAAUAGUUGGGGUGGUGGCUGCAGUUGUUGCUAUGGUUGCACUUCUGGGUUUGGGUUUUGUCGUUGUUGGGAGGAAGUACUGUUUCAGAGAGGUUUCUGAGCGGCAUCUGUUGCACAAGGUAGGAGUGCAAGAUAACCCGCCUGUUGCUUCUGGGUUCUCCCCUGAGCUACUCUCCACUGCAAGGUUCAUUACUGAAGUUUCCAAAGUGGGUGGUAGUCAAGGUCUUCCAGCUUGCAGGUCAUUUGGUACACAAGAGUUGAAGAAAGCUACCAACAACUUUGACAGCUCUACCUUUCUGGGUCAAGGUUAUUAUGGAAAGCUAUACAAAGGAAGGUUGGAAGAUGGAACCCAAGUGGUAAUAAGGUGCUUGCCUACAUCAAAGAAGUACACAACUCGAAACCUUAAGCUGAGGCUGGAUUUACUGGCGAAACUUCGUCAUCCACAUCUGGUCUGCCUUCUGGGGCACUGCAUUGACAAUGGAGGAAGCCAAGAUGAUUAUAGAGUUGACCAAGUCUUCCUUGUAUAUGAACAUAUUUCCAACGGGAAUCUGCAGACUCAUCUCUUUGAAGAAAGCCCAGGAAAGGCACUGAAUUGGUCUGAGAGAUUAGCAGCGGUCAUUGGUGUGGCUAAGGCUGUCCACUUUCUGCAUACUGGUGUUAUUCCUGGAUUUUUCAACAACCGGUUGAAGACGCAUAAUAUCCUUGUCAAUGAGCAUGGAAUGGCCAAGUUGGGUGAUUAUGGACUGUCAAUUGUAACAGAUGAGCCCAGGAGUUCCAUGGAUAAUGAAGGACUUGGUUCCUGGCAGACGUCGAAAGAUGAAGACGACAUCCAUGGCUUCGGGUUCAUACUCCUUCAAUCACUUACUAGCAAUUCGGUAUCUGCGGAGAGGGACGAGUUCCUGGCACAAAAAUUGGCAUCUUGUACCAGCCAAGAAAGCAGAGCAAAGUUGAUAAACCCAACGGUACUUGCAACUGCCUCACAAGAAUCAUUGGCAACUGUGAUAUCCAUAACAGACAAAUGCAUCAGUCCUGAAUCGGCAUCAUGCCGGCCCUCCUUUGAGGACAUACUAUGGAACUUGCAGUAUGCAGCUCAGGUUCAAGCUACUUCAGAUGAACAGAGACCUGCUGAUCUUGUAUCAUAAUUGCUGCUUCUUUAAAUAAACUCUUUUCUAUUGAUAUUCUCGUGGCAGGAAUAGCACCAACACUACCUCUUGUAUUUGUUCAGUUUUUAUCCCUCUGUUAUCAUUUGGUAUUAGUCAUAAUAAUUAUUAUAAAUAAUAAAGAUAAGCGAAGCCA
Molecule: messenger RNA, 3037 nt
Organism: Linum tenue
Lineage: Eukaryota; Viridiplantae; Streptophyta; Magnoliopsida; Malpighiales; Linaceae
Source: the annotation of a GenBank genome assembly